AUGUUCAAUUUACUUAUUAUUAUUAUACUUUGUCAGGGAACAAUUGCUUUUACUAAACAGAUAUCUCCUACAGAUCCUCUUUGUCAAUGUGAAAAAGGCGAACGUGGUACAAAAGGUGACAUGGGCCAUUGUCCCACAAGUUGUGCUCAUCAAUAUGAUACAUAUUCAAGAGAUUGUCUCGGAACUAGAUUUAAUUUGGAACGUCUUGCUCGAUCCAUUCGUCAAUUAGUUAUUGAUACAAAAAUUGUCUAUCGAGAUGCUCGAAGAAAGUCUUGUAACUGUCCGACAGUAGCAUCAACAUCUACAAUAUCAAAUCCAUAUCUUUUGGAUUAUAAAACGCAAACUCGAUUGAAAGGUGAUAAAGGUGAUGCUGGUCAAUCUUGUCCAUUAAAUUGUAUGCAAUCAAUACAGACGAAUGUAAGAGUCUUUUCAACAUUUGAAGCAGCUAUGAGUGCAUUGUUUUCCUAUCCUGAUCAUACAUAUGUACAUAUUGUAAAUGAAUAUGGACAUUUACAAGGUGUUUAUAUUCGAAUACAUGAAAGAUUAAUACCAUUAAGAUUAGAAAAUGAACAAACAUAUCCUGUACAACAGCAGAUAUUAUCGAUUUCAAAACCGAAAUGUACAACUACGCUUCCAUGUCGAAAUCUUCAUAUUUUUGCUUUGGGUCCUCAUACACGUAAAAUGUGUAAUCCAGAACGUCCGAUUCUAUGUUCAAAAUUAUCGGAUUUUGAUGAUUUAUGUGAACGCGUUGCUGAACGUCAUCAUUUAAAAGGUUUUUAUCGAGCAUUUAUGUCAACAAGUACACAAUGGUUAUCAAAUCUAUUUGAUGGUACUUGUAUGGAUGCAAAGAUUAUAAAUAUGCAUGAACAAACUUUAUUCAAUUCAUUUAAAGAAAUGUUUCAAGACAAACCAGCGCAAAAUGAACUUCUAGAUGUACAAGGAUUAAAACCACAGUAA
Adineta steineri is the source of this 957-nucleotide messenger RNA. The record is from the annotation of a GenBank genome assembly. NCBI's taxonomy places the organism in Eukaryota, Metazoa, Rotifera, Eurotatoria, Adinetida, Adinetidae.